Messenger RNA from Alternaria atra, 1095 nucleotides. RefSeq lists its product as uncharacterized. Lineage: Eukaryota; Fungi; Ascomycota; Dothideomycetes; Pleosporales; Pleosporaceae. The transcript has 2 exons. The record is from RefSeq and is a predicted model, not a curated record. Bases 1 to 1095 code for a protein of 364 amino acids.
AUGAUGUCGCUUGACCCCGCACGGAAAAGAAAAGAAGCUCAUAACCCGAUACAGCUAUCUCGUGAUAAAGGCAAGGUUCGUGUUAUCGAGCGAUCAGUAGAAGGAUACCCCAGCCGCUCCACGAAGAAUCCGCAGGGGCGCAACAGUACCCCUGCUAGCCGUACCUUUACUACACUUCGUCGGGGAAGCAUCAAGAUCUUCUCCAUCUUCCGUAAUGGCAAGAGUUCCACUCCAAGCUCCGGAGAGGCUACAUUUGGUAGCACGGGGUCAACGGUGAACAAACAAACCGACGCACUUGCCGAUACCGCCAAAUCCUACUCUAGUUCUCAUCUACAAUGUCCUAUAGUGCGUGGUGUACCUACGACUUUACCAGCUCUAUCCGUAGAUCCGGACCCUUCAUCCUUACUUCAACUCACAAAUGCCGCCGUCUUCGAUGGCGAAUCAGAACCUAUACCAAGAGCUCGCACACCACCUCCUAUGCCAAUAGCAACAAGUUGGUCGACAUCAAGUCUUUCGUGGCAACUCACUUCCAAGCUCUCCAACGCCCUGCUGAACAACGACACGGUGGUACAUCGACCCAAGUUGAGCUCCCGGCCAACCGUCAGAACGGAUCAGUUCAAGCAGCCGAGCGACGAUCAGCAAACUACAACCUCCCCUAGAAGCCCCAUGUCCGAGGUUCCUUCUCUUCCAUCAAGUGUUCUCAGUCCUGCCAGCAGCGUCGCACCAUUGAGUCAGUCGACUGCACCGACUUCACUGGUCUCAUCAGGCGCGCCGCUGUCUGCUGAAACAUUAUAUCGAACCCAGAACGGUCGCCAUAUAACCGACAAUUCACCUGCACUCUUUUGCGAGCCCACCUCAGAACACAUAUCUCCACGGUUUCUUGUCUUCCCGCGUCAAGAUGCACCACGACUACGUGAGCCUUCCAUUGCCACCAUCGAGAAUGCAGCAGCGGCAAAAAUCUUUUUCGAGUCUCAUUUCAACCAACUCCUCGGAACCAAGGUCGCGCCACGAUCUAUGCGCCGCCGCCAAAUGGAGCGCACGCUCUUCACAAUGGCCAUACCCAACGAGCAGCGUCAUUACAAAAAACGAGAAUAG